GGAUAAUCAGCAAAUAUUGUGAAACAAUUUUGGAAAUCUAGAUACUAGUGCAACGUUCCUAAUUUGGCAGAAUUGUCAGAACUGAAAAUAAACUGGAAAUCAACGCAGUGGAAUAAUUCCUGAUAAACUGCUACAAUUAGAUACUCUCUCACCUGCAGUGUUCAAUUUCAGUUCCAGUUCUUAAUAAUACAGUGUACGUUACUUGUUUUAUACAAAUAAAUUUAGUGUAAUAAGUUUGACAACAUUCAUACAAACAACACAACACCAACAAUUUAGGUUAUGUUAAACAGCCUCAUGUGUUUUACUUAAAUUAACAAAAAUGGGAGACACAAACAAUGGCACUACUGUAAUGUCUGAAGUUCAAGCCCUUGUGAGGACUUGGGAGGAUGAGCAUUCACAGAACACUUAUGAUCCUAUACCAACACUGACAAGAUUGGCUGAAAUAAUUGAAGUGGAGACUGAAAAUUACAUGAAACUAGACCCUGAUCCAUUUGAUGAAAGGCACCCCUCCAGAACAGAUCCAGAUUGCAAACUGGGGCAAAUUCUUAAGGCACUUUUUCGGAAGGAUAAUUUUAUGAAUAAGCUGGUUAAUGACUAUUUAAGAGACACUUACUAUAGUCGAUUAGGUAUAACAGGAAGGAAUGUGGACCAAUUAAACAUAGCUGGUUGCCGAUUAAUGUUAGAUAUAAUGCCUGGCUUGGAAACUUCAGUUGUCUUUCAACCUGAUAUGGAUGCUCUAAUCCAUAGACUAAUUAAAUGGGCAACAAACUCCAUUGAACCUUUACAAAGUUAUGCCACAGGCCUUUUGGCUGCAGCUAUGGAAAUAGCAGAGAUUGCCACACGCUUCAGGGAACAAAACGGAAAGUUGGUGCCACUAAUGUUGCAAAGACUAAGACGGUUGAGAAACUCAUCUGAAUUCACAAAUAACGGUUCCACCAGCUCCUCCGACUCCAGACCGUUUGCUCACUUGAACGCCAUGAAAUCACCACCUCACACCACCAUAAGCACACCGUUUAGCUCACCCGGACUCAAACGACCAAGAGAAAAUGGGGUUGUUACACCAACUGCAUCACCCAGCAGCUCGACAACAGAAACAGAUUCCCCUCAGAAUAAGAAAAUGAAACUAGAAGACGAUGAAAAUGUACAGAAAAUGAUACUUUGCGAAACCAGCAACUCGUCCUGGGCGGAGCUGGAAAGCUUCAUGAUAGGCACCGUGCAGAUUUUCCCCCCGACCAUUGCGACCAGACAAAUCUUAAUACUCAGGUACCUGACGCCCAUGGGCGAGUAUCAGGAGUUUUUGAGCAGGGUGUUCGAAAACAACGCCUUAGAAUUGAUACUUUCUUACGUGAACGUGAGGCAAACCAAAGAGGCCCGACUGGCUUUCGAGGCCCUUAAAUAUCUGGCGUCUCUGUUGUGCCACAAGAAGUUCUCCAUCGAUUUUAUUCAGCUUAAGGGCUUGGAGGCUUUGUUGGAAGUGCCCAGACCUUCGAUUGCCGCCACCGGUGUUUCUAUUUGUUUGUACUAUUUGGGUUACUGCGAGGAAGCAAUGGAACGAGUUUGCUUACUCCCUAAAUUUAUAGUAACUAAUCUAGUAAAAUAUGCGCUGUGGCUGUUGGAAUGUUCGCAUGAUUCAGGAAGAUGUCACACAAUAAUGUUCUUUGGCUUGACCUUCCAAUUUAAGGUGAUAUUGGAUGAGUUCGAUGCCCAAGAUGGCUUACGAAGACUACACAAUGUUAUUGCCACGUUGCCAAUUCUAUUGCCGGACACCGACAAUAACCAACUGAACGAAGACCAGGAAUGCGCCGCCCGACAGAUAGUGCGUCACGUCUGCGUCGCCUACCGGCGAUACUUCGAAGCUCACUUGGCUGCCAAGGUCGAACUGCUCAGGCGCAGCCAAUUGCGGCCGGCCGACAAGAACGCCACGCCCCUUCCGGCUCAGCCCAGUUACAAGGCCUGCAAAUCGUCACCUGAAGAAAUCCAGCAACAGAUUGAGUCGUUGCUGCAGACGAUGCCGUUCAAGAGCCACUGGUUUCCGGUGGACCAGUUCCUGAAACUGGGCGGUAUCACUCUGCUGCUCAAAGUUAUAGCGUUCGCGUAUGAGUGGAACUACGGCGGACGGGCGGAGACCGUCCGCUCGGCCCUCGACGUCCUGGCCAUCGCCUGCGUCAUGCCUAAGGUGCAGCUGCUGUUCUGCGAGCGGGUCGACCUCCCUGAAGAAGCGGUCACUGUUGGUAUUAAUAUAAUCCUCGGAGCCGCCGAAGGCGAAAUAGUGGCUGAUGCCGAAGUGAACAAGGCUGCAUUGCGUGUACUUUGCAAUUGUGUGUGCGGCCCCAUAAACAGAGUCGGUACUUCGGUUAGCAGGUUCUCCUUAAGCGCCUCCAAUUCUCCCAACAAGAAAACCAAGUUCAAGAAUUCAGAAGAACUGAUUCAAAAAGUGUGGGAUUGUGUGCGAUCAAACAGCGGUAUUAUGGUUCUAAUGCAAUUAAUGAAUGUUAAAACACCAAUUACUGAUGCAGAUUGCAUUAGAACCUUAGCUUGUAAAGCACUGGCAGGUUUGGCUAGGUCUCCAACUGUUAGGCAAAUUGUUUCCAAACUGCCUUUGUUCACCAGUGGUCAGCUACAAAAUUUGAUGAGGGAUCCAAUCCUUCAAGAGAAACGUCAAGAACACGUGGCCUUCCAGAAGUACGCUUUAGAACUGCUCGAACUGCUCUCCGGUAAAACCAAGCACAACGGCAACGACUUGGAGGUGUCUCUGGUCAACAUCCACAGGGCAAACGUCGUAGCUCAAACUAAAAUCCAAUUCAUGGACAAACAACUGUUGCAACUCAUCCACCAGCAUCUGGUUGGACGGGGUUACAGCGAUACCGCCGCCACGUUGUUGCGCGAGGCCAAUUUAAGCAACUCACUGGCCGUUAAUUCGCAGCAUCCCAUGAAAUUUAAAUAUUCGUCCACGUUAACACCCACAAGGGCGAGGUUGUCGGUUUCCUCAUCAUGUCCUAAGCCAAGCAGUUCCAGUUGUCUCAACCAGUCAAUUUGUGAGUCUCCAUCUGGGGCUGUUAACGGUACUCCCACCAGUUCGCCCGCUAUCAAAAUUAUCAAGAAAUCUCAGCCUGUGCCUACAACACCAGUGCAAAACUCCCGCUUACAAAAACAAAUCAGUAGCGAACCGACUCACAUUGCGAGGGUGUCCACCUUUGACGAUGUCGCUUUGUGCAGCGAACAAACCCGAGCCGUCACUCUGGACUCGAUAAUCACCGAGUAUCUCGCCAACCAGCACGCCCUCUGCAAAAACCCGAUGGCCACGUGCCCACCCUUCAACCUCUUCGUGCCGCACAAGUGUCCGGACCCGAAGCCACGCAUCGCAACGGCGAACAACUUCGCCCUGCGCUGCGGUCGCCGUUCCAUCGGCCAUCAGUCGAAGACGAUGGACCGGCGGUUCGUGCACUCUCGCUUCUGUCCCGUGCAGACGGUGCGUUCGACGAACGACGAGGGGUUCUUCACGUGCGCCCGCUUCAUGCCCGGUGACCGUACGAUUGUGGUCGGAGGCUACAACGGGGAUAUUCACAUCUAUAACAUACACAGCGGCACCGAGGAGUCCACCUUCCAGGCACACGACAAUUAUGUGGUGCAUCUGGAGCCCAACAGAACUGGGGAGUUGCUCCUCACCAGCACCACGUGGGGCAGGCCGGUUUCAGUUUUGUGGGGAAUGAAGACUUAUGAUAUGAAAAUAGGAUUCACUGAUGAGGAGUACGUUGAAUUUAGUAAGCUGAGGCAAGACAAAAUCAUUGGUACCAGAAGUGAAACAGCAACUAUAUUCGACGUUGCAACAGGUGCAUCAAUAAUGAAGCUGGUGCCAACCAUAAGCAACCAGUACUCAAGGAACAAAGCGACUUUCAGUCAAAACGACGAACUAGUACUAUCAGACGGCGUACUGUUCGACGUAAAUUCAGGAAAACCAAUCCACAAGUUGGAUAAACUAAAUCAAACACAAAGUGGCGUUUUUCACCCCAAUGGGCUUGAAAUUGUAUCCAAUACAGAAGUCUGGGAUAUGAGAACGUUCCACUUGCUAAAGACUGUCUCCACACUGAACCAGUGCUCAGUCACGUUUUCACCAAGCAACAGCGCCAUUUACGCUAUAUCGAUGGAACAAGAACUGGAAGACGGUGACUCUAAGUUCGAUUCGAGCUUUAAGACCGUGGACGGCAUCGAUUACUCUAGCAUCGCCACCAUCGACGUGAAGAGAAGCAUUUACGAUCUGGCGGUUAACGGAUACGACACCCAGAUCGCCAUUGUUGAGAAUCAAGGGAUGUACAACUCCGUGCAGGAGAGCGUCGUCAGGAUUUACGAUGUGGGACGUCAACGAGAUGCCGAAGACGAACAAGAGGAGGAGGAGGAAGAUGAGGAGGAUAUUGAUGGGAGUGAUGGCUCGGAUAAUUCGGACAAUGAUGACACCGUCUUAAUAGAUUUAGGAGGCGAGAAUAAUGAGAACGAGAACAAUGAAAAUGGCAGUGGAGACGAUACGGACGUGGACGAUUUGGACAGUGGAUCCGACGAUAGUUGGGCGGACAUGAGCGCUUCCAGUGACGCUUCUUAUUUGGACCUGUUCGAUAUUUAAAUUGUUUUAAGAAUAGGAUAAUGGAUAAAUGUGAUUUUAAGAUUUAUGAAAGAUGCGACGCUUUUCAAUUACUGGUUCAGUGCAAUAGUACCGGACUUUUAUUUAUUUGAAUGGUUAGUUCCAUUUCAGUUGAAUUCUUAAAUUAACAGUCAUAGUUUCUUUUCUUUGAAAAAGUCGACACAAUUCCCGAUUUCAUUGUGUGAAAUAUUUUUAUAUAUUAAUUUUUAAUAUACUCUAGAUUGUACAUAGUGUAUAAGAUGUAGUUUAUGUUUUGAGAAAUUGAGUUUCUUAAUAAAAUCUUAUUUAUGA
Aethina tumida (small hive beetle) is the source of this 4924-nucleotide messenger RNA. It is a transcript of the gene mahj, whose product is annotated as protein mahjong. Lineage: Eukaryota; Metazoa; Arthropoda; Insecta; Coleoptera; Nitidulidae. The coding region runs from base 320 to 4615 and encodes 1431 amino acids. Gene Ontology annotation, cellular component: Cul4-RING E3 ubiquitin ligase complex; nucleus. Gene Ontology annotation, biological process: protein ubiquitination. The record is from RefSeq and is a predicted model, not a curated record. The transcript has 18 exons. Gene Ontology annotation, molecular function: protein binding.